AAUCCAAAUACGUGAAUUGCAAUGACAGAUCUCUAAACUUUAAGAAUUGUAAUGGCACAGAUCAAAAUAACCCUUUCAGAAAACCCCAACCAAUACCAAGCAGCGGCGCCGUCGCCGGCGCCAGCGACUCCCGGUCUCGCCAUGGCCGCGCAUCUCUCCCGCCGCCUCCUCGUCGCGGACCGCACCCGUCUCCUCCCCCGAGUGGCCGCAGCCUCGUCUUCCACGCCACCCACUCACCUCCUUGCCCGAUUCGCCGCCGCCUCGCCUACCACUCUUCACACGCAUUGCCCCACAUCGCCGCCCUUCGCUGCUUCGAUGAGCGCGAGAGGCUCUUCUUUCUCUUCUCCGACGGACCCCACUCAUUCUCUCUCAGGAGUCGCCGCCGCCUCGCUUCGCGCACCACCUACUCAUCUCCUUACUCGAGUCGCCGCAGCUGCGAUGAGCGGGAGCAUCUCUCUUUUGCCUUCCCCGGCGACGCGCUGCGCUGAUUCCCUAGGCUCGCGCUCCUCAGCCGUGCCUUCUCCGCCGACACGCUCCCCUCCUUCCAUUGGCUCGCGCACCUCGGCCAUGCCAUCUCUGGCGGUACUCGAGUUGGGUGACCGCAGCGCACCUCCUUCGGCGGUACUCGCGCCUCACCUCGGCUCCGGACUUCACGGCAUGCUUGCCCUCUCAAGUCGAGCUCAGCCCCAAUUACUCGCGCCUCACCUCAGCUCCGGACUUCACGGCAUGCCUGCCCUCUCAAGUCGAGCUCAGGCCCAAUCCCUCCCUCACAGAAGAUUUUCGUCAGAUCAGAAGAAGCUUCCUCCUGUCAGUCAACUGGCUUUCAAGGAUGAUCAUCUGGUAUCACAAGAGGAGGAAUGGGAAUGGGUGGAACUUACAGAAUAUUUGAAGAACCGUUCCCUGGUUGAAGAUGCCACAAAAAACCACCUCAACAUGGAAGUGGAAAGCUUCGGUGUCAGAGGCAAGUACAAUUUCUCUGAAGACACCGGAAUACCUCUGUUUGAAAAUUUGGUGUUGCUUGCAUUGGCAAACAACAACCGAGGGUAUUGCAUAAAGAGAUCCUUCACAAAGGAGAAUCUGCUUGUAUGUCCGAGGUUGAAGCAGAUCAAACUCAAGUCAGUGAUUUAUGAUGAGUUGAAGCCUGGGGUAAAUGACUGCAACCGCGCAGCUACUUAUGAGGCUGUUGGACUCCUGAUCAGAGAGUUGCUCAAGGACAAUGUUGGUCCAGAUGUCAUCCAGCGGCUUUUGGAAGAACCGAGGGACCUUCUCAGCAAGCUUGAACGUCCUUCUGAUGAGCGGUUGAUCAUAUACCAUCCAUCUUUCUUAUCCAUGGAUGGCAGGUUGUGGUAUUAUGAGAAGCUCUAUAGAUUGGUCUUCAAAAUCUUUCCAGAAAAUGCAAGAUUCAAGAAGAGAUCAAACUUAGCUGUUGCUGGCAUGGCUUAUACUGAUGGAAAUGUUUUGAUCUUCGAUAUUAUCAGUUCACAUCCUUUGCUAUAUCAUAUAGAAAGAAGAGCAUCUGAUGAGGCAGAGAGACCUGAUGUGUCAGAGGGACCUGAAGGCAAAGUAGACAAUCAUAAAAAAAGGGAUCUGGGUAGGAAGGUUGUGGCCCUUCAUAGACACACUGUUGAGCAUGCCUUUGAUCAUGAUGUAAGGAACACACCAAGUAAACAAGCCUCCCGCAAGAGGUUGUGGCCCUAUACUAUUCGUCAUGUGGUAAAUUUCUUAAAAUCAGUCAUGCCACUACAUUUGCUCAAGUCACAAGAAAGUUUUGUGAGGUUUGGUCUGUGGGACACUCUGAACAUCGAUGGUUUCUGGUCCCGAGAUCUCAGUUGGAUAGGGGGGGUUCCAGCUCCUUCCGAAGAAGAAAUGAAGGCUAUAGAUCAAGUGAGCUAUGGAAGGAGGAGGCUGCAGGCAAGAAAAUAUGAUUAACCAACCCAAGGUCAAACUAACUUGAAGACAACAGAGGAUAAAAGUUAAGGAGAGGAAUGUUUAACUAGCUGACGCAUGCUCUGGAAGCAAUCUGUACGUGUUCAUAAGCCUUGAACUGGAAGAGAAGAAUGUGUAAUGUGCUGUGGAAGCAGUCUGAUGCCCUGUAAUGUUUUAUGUUUAGAAAUGUACUGGCAGGUACUUGCUGUUGCUGUGAUUCUUCUGAUGCUAAUUGACCUGAUGGCUCUCAGUGAAGUAGAAAGAUGUUCGUGCCUUGCAGACUGAAGUUGGAGUUAAUGCAUGGAAUUUGUGGAGUUGAUGCAUGGAAUUUAUGUUUGGUAUUGUUGUCCUGGAGCUACAAAAAUUUAGAAGCUGUUCGCAAACUGUUAUUAUUUCUCUGGGUGAUGUGGCGCCUGCAGUAUUUCUAAUUCUGACUGAUGCAUACUGCCCUAGUGCAGAUUCAGUGUUAUAGUGGGGUCAUUCUGCUGCUAUGUUAACAUGUUCACUGUAAACAAAUUGCUUGUUUUGGCUUGUAGCAUGAGUUGAUGACAUGUGUGACUUCAUAUGUAUGAAGCCCAAACUCCUGAAUGCAAUAUCAUAUUCCAAUUCCAAUGGGAAA
Messenger RNA from Panicum virgatum (switchgrass), 2545 nucleotides. RefSeq lists its product as uncharacterized. The transcript is spliced from 2 exons. The coding region runs from base 52 to 1929 and encodes 625 amino acids. Lineage: Eukaryota; Viridiplantae; Streptophyta; Magnoliopsida; Poales; Poaceae. The record is from RefSeq and is a predicted model, not a curated record.